GGCCUUGUUGACUCACUCACUGGGCAGCAAGUGCUUAGUGACAAGCAGUAAACAAAGGCAGCGGCAACAGUGCUGGUGGCAGGGAGCUCCGCGGACAGACUUGCAAGAGACCCCUGCUCCUUGUUGGAAAGUUAUCCCAUGAUGAAGGCCUAGACCCGGUCACGGAGACUUUUGGAUGCAGCCUUUAACGAAGGACGCAGGCAUGAGCCUGUCCUCUGUGACACUGGCCAGUGCCCUGCAGGUCAGGGGUGAAGCUCUGUCUGAGGAGGAAAUCUGGUCCCUCCUGUUCCUGGCCGCUGAGCAGCUCCUGGAAGACCUCCGCAAUGAUUCCUCGGACUAUGUGGUCUGCCCCUGGUCAGCCCUGCUUUCUGCGACUGGAAGCCUUUCUUUCCAAGGCCAUGUUUCUCACAUAGAGGCUGCUCCUUUCAAGGCCCCUGAACUGCUACAGGGACAGAGCGAGGAUGAGCAGCCUGAUGUGUCUCAGAUGCACGUCUAUUCUUUAGGAAUGACCCUCUACUGGUCGGCAGGGUUUCAUGUUCCGCCACAUCAGCCCCUGCAGCUCCGUGAGUCCCUGCACUCCAUCCUGCUGACCAUGUGUGAAGACCAGCCUCACCGGCGGUGCACAUUGCAAUCGGUUCUGGAAGCUUGUCGGGUUCAUGAGAAAGAAGUGUCUGUCUACCCAGCCCCUGCCGGUCUCCACAUUAGAAAGCUGGCUGGCUUGGUUCUGGGCACCAUUUCCGAGGUGGAGAAAAGAGUUGUGGAGGAAAGCUCCUCUGUGCAGCAGAACAGAAGCUGCCUGCUCAGGAAGAGGCUGCAUGGGACAAGCAGUGAGAGCCCAGCGGCACAGGCCUCGGAGUGUCUGCAUCCUUGCAGAGUUUCAGAAAGAAGCACGGAGACCCAGAGCUCGCCAGAUCCCCAUUGGAGCACCUCAACACAUAGUCACUGCAGCCUCCUUGUUAACCGUGCUCUUUCAGGAGCAGAUCCCCAGGACCAGCAGGAGGGCCGGAGGCUCAGCUCUGGAUCUGUGUACUCAGCAGCAGAUAGCUCAUGGCCAACAACUCCUUCUCAAAAGGGUUUUCUGCAAAGAAGGAGCAAGUUUUCCAGGCCAGAGUUCAUCCUGUUGGCUGGAGAGGCCCCGACGACACUACAUCUGCCGGGAUCGGUUGUGACCAAAAAAGGGAAAUCCUAUUUGGCUCUCAGGGACCUCUGUGUGGUCCUGCUGAACGGGCAGCGCCUGGAGGUAAAAUGUGAUGUCGAGUCAACAGUGGGAGCUGUCUUCAAUGCCGUAACGUCCUUUGCCAAGCUUGAGGAACUCACCUACUUUGGCUUGGCAUAUAUGAAAGGCAAAGAGUUCUUUUUCCUGGACAGUGAAACCAGAUUGUGCAAAAUAGCUCCUGAAGGCUGGAGAGAGCAACCUCAGAAGACCUCCACGAAUACCUUCACACUCUUCCUGAGGAUAAAGUUCUUUGUCAGCCACUAUGGGAUGCUCCAGCACAGUCUGACAAGGCACCAGUUUUACCUGCAGCUUCGGAAAGAUAUCCUGGAGGAGAGGCUCUACUGCAAUGAAGAGAUGCUGCUGCAGCUGGGGGUCCUUGCCUUGCAGGCUGAGUUUGGCAAUUACCCUAAGGAGCAGGUGGAGAGUAAGCCAUACUUUCACAUUGAAGAUUACAUCCCAGCAAGUCUGAUCGAGAGGAUGACUGCUCUACGGGUCCAAGUCGAAAUCUCAGAGAUGCACCGGCUCAGCUCUGCACUCUGGGGAGAGGAUGCUGAGCUGGAGUUCUUGAGGGUCACUCAGCAGCUCCCAGAAUACGGUGUGCUGGUUCACCAAGUAUUCGCAGAGAAGAGGAGGCCAGAAGAGCAGAUGGCCCUGGGGAUCUGUGCCAAAGGUGUCGUAGUAUAUGAAGUGAAAAACAACAGCAGAAUUGCAACUUUACGGUUUCAGUGGAGAGAAACUGGAAAGAUUUCUACUUAUCAAAAAAAGUUCACCAUCACAAGCAGUGUCACUGGGAAGAAGCACACGUUUGUCACGGAUUCAGCCAAGACCAGUAAAUACUUACUGGACCUCUGCUCAGCCCAGCAUGGGUUUAAUGCACAGAUGGGUUCUGGGCAGCCUUCCCAUGUUUUAUUUGACCAUGAUAAGUUUGUGCAAAUGGCCAAUUCGAGUCCUGCACACCAGGCCCAGUCUAAGCCUCUCAUUUGGAUUCAGAGAUUGUCAUGUUCAGAAAACGAGUUGUUUGCAUCCAGGCUUCAGGACGCUGUAGGAGGCCUGUUGAGUACAUCACUGGAUAACUUCAACGUGGACGGCAGCAAGGAGGCUGGAGCAGAAGGCAUCGGGCGCAGCAGCCCCUGCACUGGCCGGGAGCAGCUGAAGAGUGCCUGUGUGAUCCAGAAGCCAAUGACCUGGGACUCUCUCUCUGGGCCACCUGUUCAGAGCGUGUAUGCAGGGUCACAGAAUAAUAGGAGGAAGAGCUUUACAGCUGAACCAGGCCGAGAAAUCGUGCGUGUGACACUGAAACGCGACCCACAUCGUGGUUUUGGUUUUGUCAUUAAUGAGGGAGAGUAUGCAGGCCAAGCUGACCCUGGCAUUUUUAUAUCUUCUAUUAUACCUGGAGGACCAGCAGAAAAAGCAAAAAUGAUCAAACCAGGAGGGCAGAUACUAGCCCUGAAUCACAUCAGUCUGGAGGGCUUCACAUUCAACAUGGCUGUUAGGAUGAUCCAGAAUUCCCCUGACAACAUAGAGUUAAUUAUUUCUCAGUCAAAAGGUGUUUGUGGAAAUAACCCAGAUGAAGAGAAGAAUAGCACAGCCAAUUCUGGGGUCUCCUCUACAGACAUCCUGAGCUUCGGGUACCAGGGAAGUUUGUUGUCACACACACAAGACCAGGACAGAAAUAUUGAAGAACUAGACAUGGCUGGGGUGAAGAGCUUAGUGCCCAGGCUGAGACAUCAGCUUUCCUUUCUGCCGUUAAAGGGUGCUGGUUCUUCUUGUCCUCCAUCACCUCCGGAAAUCAGUGCUGGUGAAAUCUACUUUGUGGAACUGGUUAAAGAAGAUGGGACACUUGGAUUCAGCGUAACUGGUGGCAUUAACACCAGCGUGCCCUAUGGUGGCAUCUACGUGAAAUCCAUUGUUCCUGGGGGGCCAGCUGCCAAGGAAGGGCAGAUCCUACAGGGUGAUCGACUCCUGCAGGUGGAUGGAUUGAGUCUGUGCGGCCUCACCCACAAGCAGGCUGUGCAGUGCCUGAAGGGUCCUGGGCAGAUUGCAAGACUAGUCUUAGAGAGAAGAGGCCCCAGGACUACACAGCAGUGUCCUUCUGCUAAUGACAGCAUGGGAGAUGAACACACGGCUGUUUCCUUGGUAACAGCCUUGCCUGGCAGGCCUUCGAGCUGUGUCUCGGUGACAGAUGGUCCUAAGUUUGAAGUUAAACUAAAAAAGAAUGCCAAUGGCUUGGGAUUCAGUUUCGUGCAGAUGGAGAAAGAGAGCUGCAGCCAUCUCAAAAGUGAUCUUGUGAGGAUUAAGAGGCUCUUUCCGGGACAGCCAGCUGAGGAGAACGGGGCCAUCGAAGCUGGUGACAUUAUCCUGGCCGUGAAUGGAAGGUCCACGGAAGGCCUCAUCUUCCAGGAGGUGCUGCAUUUACUGAGAGGGGCCCCACAGGAAGUCACGCUCCUCCUUUGCCGACCCCCUCCAGGUGCGCUGCCUGAGAUGGAGCAGGAAUGGCAGACACCUGAACUCUCAACUGACAAAGAAUUCACCAGGGCAACAUGUACUGACUCAUGUACCAGCCCCAUCCUGGAUCAAGAGGACAGCUGGAGGGACAGUGCCUCCCCAGAAGCAGGGGAAGGCCUGAGUCUCAGGCCAGAGUCUUCCCAAAAGGCCAUCAGAGCAGCACAAUGGGGCCAAAAUAGAGAGAGACCGUGGGCCAGUUCCUUGACACAUUCUCCUGAGUCCCACCCUCAUUUAUGCAAACUUCACCAAGAAAGGGAUGCAUCAACAUUGGAGACCUCUUUGGAAAAGGAUGUGAGGCAAAACUGCUAUUCGGUUUGUGAUAUCAUGAGACUUGGAAGUCCUGAAUUGGAUGGGGAGGAUGGGGAAGGUGACAUGUACCAUCCAUGUGGAGCCCCUUCUCCCACCUCGGAGGAUGAAGAGUAUCUUACCAUCAACUCUACAUGCCAAGGCCAGCUGCCCUGUGAAGAAUGUUUGGAGGCAGAUUCUGGGACCAUUCUCUUGCCACAGUUCUGCUCUUGGGGCACUGUCCCAGAGUCUUUGCCUCCAGAAGAGUCCCCAGAGAGUGGGAGUGAAUGGGAAGACCUGGAGGAGCCUGUGGACCUGGAGUACGGUGCCCUCAGGUGGGUAUCACUCUGACUGGGUGGGCUGGGGCUGAGCUCUGACAGCAGCAGGGCUCAGUGCUAUCAAGCCACUUCAGCUGGGGGCGGGGAUGGUCUGCGGGCAUUGCCCAGUUUCCCCUGCAUCUUCUCUGGGGGUCAUGCGUCAUUGUGAUGGCCAUUUUCACAGAGCACUUACUAUGGCCCUUGCACCAUGAAAACGACCUACAACAUGGGGACUGUCAUCAGCUCCAUUUCACACGACACAUUUGGGGCUUUCCCAAGGUUAUCCAGUGAGUAAAUGACAGAACCAGAAUUCAAGCCUGAUCGGUUCCCCACUCCACGGCCCACCUGUUGAGUGCCCAUCUAUUCUGACUCCUGUGUACAGGAGGGUACAUCUCUUUCCUCGCGUCUCUUUCUUUUGGGGAUCUAAAUGUCUAGUGCUGAUUCCUGUUUUGCCUGCUCCUACUUGCCCCUCUGCUGGAUGUACUGCAGAGAACAGUCUUGGUGUCCUGUCAUAGGGCCCAUCUUGUUGGACUGCUGUGGCUGAGUAUAGACCAGCAUCAGGAAAGUCUCACUGUUAAUGCAAGGAGCCACCGGAAGCUGACCUGGUCACCAGGCAGGGUCAGAAUAUAUUGAUGAGGACACAGGAGGAGUAAGGACAACAGAAACUGUCACACUGGGAGGAAGGGAGGUUAAAUUCUGGGCAGGUCUGUAACCACCCAACAUUCUGUUAAAGUACUUACAGUGCAUAUUUAAAAAUGCUGAAUGUUCCAAAAACUUUCACAUAAACAGAGUUUCAAGGUCCAUUGAAACUUACCAAGACAUCAGUCCGAGAAGUUUCAGGUAUAAUUGAAACACACUCCUCCACUUUCCUCCCACUGUGUCCCAGAUCCAUUUUCCUGGCUGUACAUAAGGAAGCUCAGCCACCACAAAUGAUUGAGCUGGAGCCUCAGAGGACGUGGUGGGCCAGCUGAUAAAGAGAGUGGAUAUUCGAAAUUAAAAUAUAACAAAAGGGCUAGUUCUUAUCUGAAAUAGGAAGCAACAAGUUAAUAGAGUGGAAGAUUCAGAGGCUUUGAAACCGUUCAUGUUCAUUUAUGGGGAAGUAGAACACUUUAUAACAUCGGGAGUGUACAUUAUGGAUUGACAGAAGUGUGGGCAAGCAGGAAGCAGCUUAUAUGCAGGGGCAGUCUUCUUGGAGCUGACUCCACAGGGCUGGGAAGCUAAAAGAAGAAGGCUGAACAAUUGGUGGGGACCACAAGGGCCAGUCCACUGACAUAUGCAGUGCCUCUGAGCCAGCCGGGAAGAGAAAGGCAAAAGGUGUGGCAUUGUGGUUGGGGGUGCUCAGAUUUGAAGCCUGGCUCUGCCACUCACUAGCUGGGAGACCUGCAGCACAUGACUUUUAAACUGUUCCAUAUGCAGCUGACUGCCAGAUGGAGAUAACCAAACCCACCUCAUGCGGUUAUGAUGCCAAGUGUGUAGUGGUAAGCGCUUAAAAAACAUUAGCUACUUUUAUCUUCAAUCACAAAGGAGGGAAUUACUCCAGUGAGAGGAUACAAGCUUUUUAAUGCAUUCAAUGCUGUUGGGUUUUUCCAUGUAGUCAAAGGAACUAGACAGUUUGCCUUGUGCCCUAACAUGUAAUAUGGGUCUGGGUGGAGAGAAACACUCACCUAUGACAAGGGUGCCAGGCUCUACCAAGUCCUCAUCUAUGUAUGGACUGUGGCGUGGGAUGUGCUCAGGGUGAGUCCUGUUAGAAUCACUGAUCCCGCACAAAAAGGAGAACAGGUCUCACCCUCCCCUGCAGACAGAGGAUGGGUGUGCCAACAUGAGUGCUCAAGGCGUGAGUUCUUAGUUUGGCUCCAUGCAGCAGCCCACAGGUGUGCUUCGUGGCAUCUAUGGGCUACUGCACCUAGAAUGUUGACUCGUGUGCUUCUUUUGGGAAAUGAAGAUCUUAACAGCCUUUAAAUUCUCCAAAAUGUCCAUAACCCCUAUAAGCUGAACCCCCUCCACUGUAUAUAUGAUCUCAUUUAUGAAGAGGACUUUGCCUACAGAGCAGUGCAGCCUUUAAACCUAAUAGCCAAUUAUUUCAUUUGGUCCUUUUAGACGUUAAGACAGUCCUAGUACAUAAGAUAGUUUCUACAUGUGAUUUAACUUAAUCCUCAUGUCAAUUUUGAGUGAUAUUCUUAUUUCUCUUUUUAAAAGGGGCUUAGAAGGUUUAAUUUGCCUGAGAUCACACAGGUAGGAGGGGUGGAUUCACACUACAUCUGUCUGGUUCUCCUUUUUGUGCCUUUUCACAUUUCCCCUGGAAUGUGUCUUUUCAUGUGAAUUUGUGUAACACAGGUCUUUCCACAAAGUGGCAUGAGUCCUACUUUUCUUUCACAAAAUAUUUCUCUUUUAUGAGGCUAAGAAAAACUCCCUUGUUCAGUGGUGUUAAGAAGAGGACGGAACUGUUCUGUUUAGGGAAGGCUGCUAGCAAAAUGAGGAGGCCACCCAUUAAAAGCUGCUUCUUGUUUUAGGUAAACACAGAGAGCAACCAUCUCCUGAGGCAGAGACUGAGGGUUUCUGCAUGGAAGUCCUUUUGACAGAAGAGCCCUCAGGUGACCUUGGUCCAAAGAGUGUACCCACUGGCUCUGCCACGGGGAAAGAAACCUGUAGGCUCCUGCGAAGGUGACCUGGGAUGAAGGGCCUGGCCCAGUUGUUAAGAGCUCACUGCAAGAAGAACAUGCUUGUCAAUUCCGAGACUCAUUUUGAAUCAUAGCUGUUGCCUCUCUUCAGUUCUGGGAUUUACGUCCAGCAAAGCUUUGCGUGUGCGUGUGCGCGUGUGGAAAGGGGAGGUGGUGAGAAGGGGGUGGGUGGCUUCCCUUUGUGAAAGGAAUUGAGAACCAACCUCCUCCUCAAAGACACCCCAGGCAGGGUGAGGUCUUGCUGCGGCACUGGCACACACUCUCCGGGACAAAUAUAGGGUUGUAGGGUGCACUUCGUAGUUCACCUUGGAACAAAGGAGUUUCUAUGGUUAUCACAGUGGAAGGACUCUGUAAAGGGAAUUGGCUCCAAGGUUAUGGGUGUAGUAUGUUUUGAUAUCUUUCUGUAUCUUUUCUAUACAACUCCACAUAGCUAUACAUUCUUUUAAAAGGACUUUCCUUUUGGACUUUAUACCUGAUUCUACAAAGCAUAUGAAGGAAAAAUAAGAUGGGGAUAUCUAGUAAAGAAAGCGGAGUGAUGUGGUAGAUCCAGCAUUACCCCAUAUUAGGACAAAGAACUAAAGACACGUGGAUUAGCAAACGCCCAAAAGAAACACUUGGGGGACCAGAGGCAAGCCCAGGAGCAUACCUGGUGCUGUGUAACAGAGAAAGCAGGGCAGAGUCGGGGUCUCAACAUAGUGGAAGGGGAGACAACUUCAUAGAUACAACUGGGAGAGCUGGAAAAACGAUUUAGUUUCAAAGCCCACUUCAUCUACUAGAAUCACACACACAUACACACACACACACACACACACACACAUAUCAGAGAAAGACUGGUAGGAAACAGGCUCUAGUUUUAUCAGAUCUGCAGAGGAAUGAUCACUCUUCCAGCUUACUGCAGUAGACCAAAAGCAUAACAACAAAAAACCUACAAAGCUGAGCAUAUUGAAAAAGUUUAAACUUCCGUACAAUAAUAAUGACAAAACUCAUGUAAAAAGAACAGCAAUGGGUUGGGAAAGCGUUUACAUAAUUGUGAACAAAGAUUAAUAUUUUUAAUAUUUAGAAAGCCCAUUAUAGUUUAUAAUGAUCAAUACAGGAUUUCAAUAGGCAAAAUAUACAAUAAAAUACAAAUGACCAACAAACAUACAAAACAUUCUAACCAAAACAAUGUCAAUAUAUUGAUUUGCAUUCAUUACGUUCACAAAAUUAAAAAAAAAAAAAAACUGUCCAAUGCUGGCAAAAUUUUGCUGAGGCUGGCAUAUUCAGAAAUAUCAAAAGCUGGGUAUGUCCACUGACCUAGCAAUGAAAUUUCUGAGAAUUAUCCCAUAGAAAUAAUCCAGAAUAGGAAAAAUAUCAAUUUAUUUAAAAAUGCUCACUGUAGUGCUCUUGAUAAAAGCAACAAAUUGGAAUUGGCUGAAAUGCUUUAGAAUGAUGGUAACAUUCGAGAAAAUGAUGGUACAAUAGCAUAAUAGAAUAUUGCACUGCCAAGAAAGCAAUAUAACUACGAAGAACUCACAACUUAGUCAAGUGUUUGAUGUAAUAACUCAGAAUUACAUGCUGGUUACAACUAUGGAAGGCCUCGCAGGCACAAGGAGAAGCAACAUGAACAGAGGGGAGCCUCAGCAAUGGAACAGAAAUUGACCAAAGUUUCGGUGAUGGGAUUAGGAGAAUACACUUUAUUUUGUCAAAAAUUACUUUUAUAUAGCUAUAAAUUUUACACUGAAAAUAAAGAGACUGAAACUGCAAAAUAAGAGAGAGAAAGAAAGCAAGAAUAACCAACCAAACAAAAACAAAGACCAAGGUUAAAAAAGUCUGUGCUUUAAAAUCUAAUUCGUGAACUCUCCUCUAUGUGCUUUUGUUUCUAAUUUUUCUGUUCUCCUUAUGACAGAAAAAUCUUGUAGGUCAUUUGGCUUCUUCUGCUAUUAAUGAAAAAGAUGUUUCCAGGGAUCUGAACAGCCUUGUUCUAAAUUCUCUCAGAGCUGAGGCCAGCUCCCCUGGUGCAUCAUUACAGUUUCACAGUCCUCAAGGUUAGGGAACUAAUCAAGUAUGCAAUGAAGUGAUUAAAUAACAGUAUUUACAAUGUUAGAACUGCUCACAUUCUGCUGAACACUGGUUGCUUAUUUCCUCUUUGGAAAAGAAAUUGGUGGAUACAGGCUCAAAAUACAUCUGGUCCUCCUCCUUAUAGGAAAGGACCACCCUUGACUCCCAGGCUGCCAUACUCAUUUUGAGCCAUACGUUAAUUUGUCUUAGGUGGACUCAAUUGCAGCUACCACUUGCUUUGUUUCAGUGCAAAUGUCAGAAAGAACAGCUAAUUCCUACGAGACUCAACUGCUUCCAUUGUUGGCUGCUACAUCCUAUAAACCUGGCUGUACUUGAGGAUCAACUACAGCAGGUGUUCAAAAUACAUAUUCACUGGCCUCAUCCCUGGAGAUUCUGAAUCAGUAGGGCUGAGAUGAAGCCCAGAAACCUGUACUUUUACCAAGCUCAGCAGAUGAUUGUCUCUGUGGCCAGAUUUAAGGACAACUGAUCCAGACUCUUCAAGACUUCACUUGUCCUUCCCAUCUUCCCUCCAUGCCAUAAAUAUUUAUGAAGCUCCUAUUAUGUGCCAGCACACCAUUGUUAUGAGGUUGCUAAAGCAUAUACAUAUUCAGCACUAAAUUGAAGUGCAAAAGUGGGCUUCCAAACUCAACAUAGUAAAGGAAUCAAUUCUCCCUAAAUUAAUUUUAUAGGUCUAAUGCAAUUCUUAUCAAAAUCCUAGCAAGGUAUUUUGUAAUCAUAGAUGAGUUUAUUCUGAAAUUAAUUUUAUAAAUUUUAUUUUAUAUUCAUAAUGUAAUUUACAUUAUACAAAUAAAAAUAUCUUCUGAAGCUUAAUUUGAAAAUGCACAAGCACUAGAAUAGCUAUAAUAUUCAAAAAGUAGAGUGGAGUGGGAGGAAUCACUGUAAUCAAUAUUAAGGCUUACUAUAUAGCUAGAGUAAUAGUGAGAUAGAGAAAUAGACACAUAAAACAAUGGAUCAGAAUAGAUAAUCCAGAAAUAGACCCACACAAAUAUUCCCAACUGAUAUUUGACAAAAUGCAGGAGAAAUUCAGUGAGGAAAGAAUUGGUUUUUCAACAAAUGGUGCUGGAAAAAUUGGACAUCUAUAGACAAAAAAAGAAAUGAUCAUUGACAUUAAACGUCACACUGUGUACAAAAAUGAACUCCAUAUGGAUCCUGGACUUACACGUCAAUGCAAAACUAUAUGAUCUUUAGGGAAUAAAAGGGGGGGGGAGGAAAAUUGUUGGGAUCUAAGACUAGGCAAAGAGUUCUCAGACUUGACACCAAAAGCAUGAUCUGUAAAAACAAAAGGAAAAAUUAACAAAUUGUUUUCUGUUUAUUUUUUUCUCUGUAAAAAGUCUCUGUUAAGAGGAUAAAAGAUCCAAGCAACAAAUGAGGAAGUAUCUGGAAUCAUAUAUCCAACAAAGGAUUGGUGUUUAGAAUACAUAAAGAACUAACAAAACUCAACCGCGACAAAACAAAAAAAUCCCAUUAGAAAAUAAGAAAAAGACAUGAAUGGAUAUUUCAUUGAAGAUAAUAUACAGAUGGCAAAUAAGCACAUGAAAAGAUGCUCAACUUCAAUUAGCCAUUGGGGAAAUGCAAACUGAACUACAAUAAGUUAUCUCCACGUAUGUGUCAGGAUG
Chlorocebus sabaeus (green monkey) is the source of this 10675-nucleotide messenger RNA. Lineage: Eukaryota; Metazoa; Chordata; Mammalia; Primates; Cercopithecidae. The record is from RefSeq and is a predicted model, not a curated record.